Molecule: messenger RNA, 525 nt
Organism: Porites lobata
Lineage: Eukaryota; Metazoa; Cnidaria; Anthozoa; Scleractinia; Poritidae
Source: the annotation of a GenBank genome assembly
GUGGACCUCGUCAUCAACCUGCCCAAUCAGAACACAAAGUACAUCAAGGACAAUUACCUUAUAAGGAGAGCGUCUAUCGACACCGGUGUCCCGCUCAUCACAAACUUAGAGGUAUGACGUCAUUCUUCUUUUCAGGUAGCAACUGUCCAAUGGCCAGAUCUGGACAUCAAAGAAUCACCUUAUUCAGAAUAAUAAACAGCACCACUGGAGAGUACUGCUUAAUAGCUUUCAUUUGAAUGGUCAAACCAUAGGAUUUCAUCCACAGACUUAAAAGUUAGAACCACCUUGUACAGCAUAAUAAACAGCACCACAGGAAAGCAACGAGCUAACUGCUCUCGAGCGUCCGCAACUUUUCCUUCCACGUUUAAUAUUUGGUUUCUUUUGUCGCGUUUAAUCUUCAUUUCCUGUCACUUGUCUGUUUAGGUUGUAAAGAUGUUUGCUGAAUCUCUCUCUGGUGCUGGCAAAAUAGAAGCGACAUCUUUAUUUCAUUACCAGAAGUCUUCCAAAAGAAAAGCCACUCCUUGA